Mollisia scopiformis is the source of this 1196-nucleotide messenger RNA. RefSeq names its product Bromodomain-containing protein. The record is from RefSeq and is a predicted model, not a curated record. Gene Ontology annotation, cellular component: NuA4 histone acetyltransferase complex. The transcript has 2 exons. NCBI's taxonomy places the organism in Eukaryota, Fungi, Ascomycota, Leotiomycetes, Helotiales, Mollisiaceae. The coding region runs from base 436 to 924 and encodes 162 amino acids. Gene Ontology annotation, molecular function: protein binding.
AGCUCUUCCGCGACUGGCAGUCUUCAAGAACAAAGACUUGGUCAUUGUUCCCAAGAACACGGCAUGAUCCACAAUUUCUAUACCAAGGCUUUCAUACUAAAUCCAAGGGGUAUAUUUGGCCUUGGACGCGUCCAGGUUGAUGAGAGAAGUCCAUUCAAUCUUCUCCCCUGGUCCAUAGCAAGGGACCUCGAUCUGAUCCUGUAUUCCGAUAGGAUAUCGGCAAUAAUGGAUGAUUGCCGACCACCGUGUUCAGACCAACCAAUACUGCCAGUUCACCAUUCGAGUAGCGGGCCUUGACACGACGAUUAAUGCUGGCGUGAUCUCCGGGCUAAACACAAGAAAUCCCGCGACAUUGCAAAGUCGCAACUAGAUAAAAACUCUCACGGCGCCACCUACUUCUUGGAUCGUAAUGCAUUAGGGGACCCGGCAUUCGAUAUGUGCCAUCAACAGUCAGAGCCUAAUGGGGAGCAAGCAUUCUCCAGUUCCUACCACACGGACAGCCAGGAGCAUUCUGCGCUCAGCCCCGCCAAGUCCCAAACGAAUGGAGUGCAGACUGCAAUGACGAAGCGUCAAGCCAAAGACCUUGCCAAUACCUUGAACGAUAUUAGCCGGACUCAAGCUGGUCAGAGUUUCAAAGCACCGGUCGAGCAGCUGUGGCCUGGUUGUGCGGACGCAUAUGCUGCUAAGAUUCCUAACCCGGUUGACCUCAGCAUUAUCGAGUUGAAGGUGAAGAAUAAUGCAUAUCAAUCUAUGGAUGACUUAAGAGCCGACGUUAUUCUUCUCUACCAAAAUAGUGUAGACUUCAACGGUAUCGAUCACAUAGUCACCAGCGCUGCUCUUGAAGUUCGAGACACGAUCCUCAAAGCAAUUAGUGACAUGGAGGAAGGCAAAUGGAGCACGAGGGCGUCAGUCAGAGGUGUAUAGGUGUUUGGGAGAUGGUAUUGCGGAGUAUCCACAGGCUGUGGAGCUAAAAAAGCUCUUCCACAGGCUGUGGAAUACCCAGCGCAUCUUGCCAAAAUCUUUUCGGGCGUUGAUAAACUUUUAUUUAUUGUCAGGUUUCUGUGUUCUAGGCUUCAUGUUGACUUUACUCGGAUUUUGGUGAUGAGGGCUGAUUUUAUUCUGUUCAAAUUUGCACCUACCUGUUAUUUUGUUUUUCAAUAGAUACAUCAAUUACACCAUUCAAGACCUUAGUACCU